AUGCCGUUUUCCCGGCGACGCGAGCUCCCCGUCCAAGUUCUGGGACAUGCUAAAGAAUGGCAAAGAUGCCUACUCACCAACAUCAACCCGAUGGAACUCGGACGUUUUCUACCACCCAAGCGGCGACCAAUCGAACACACUACCCGUGAAAGGGGGCACCUUCUGAAACAAAAUUCUCACAUGUUUGUUGCCGCCAUUCUCAACAUCACCGAAGCCUUUGAAAACGCUGGCAUGUCUCUUCAACGGAUUUCUGGCUCCCAGGCAGCCUGUUACAUCGGAGCUAGUAUGGCCAUCACGGGUGGUGUCAGUCUGAUGCUUACUCGGGACCUCACUACAAAUCUGAAUAAUUUGCAAUUCCUCAACCCCAACGGCCGGCCGACGGCCUUUGAUGAGAGUGCAAGUGGAGAUGGCCAUGGCGAAGGUUGCGGAAUCAUCCUCUUGAAACGGUUGGCAGAUGGAAUCUAA
This is a messenger RNA of Aspergillus caelatus, 465 nucleotides long. RefSeq lists its product as uncharacterized. The transcript has 3 exons. Gene Ontology annotation, biological process: fatty acid biosynthetic process. Gene Ontology annotation, molecular function: fatty acid synthase activity. The record is from RefSeq and is a predicted model, not a curated record. Bases 1 to 465 code for a protein of 154 amino acids. NCBI's taxonomy places the organism in Eukaryota, Fungi, Ascomycota, Eurotiomycetes, Eurotiales, Aspergillaceae.